AUGGGUCGUGGCGUGCUUCUCACAUCUAAUCUUCCGCAACUGCAAAAUCUCAUCAAGCGCGACCCAUCCGCGUACAAGGAGGAGUUUUUGCAACAAUGGAACCAUUUUAACAGCAUACGCCAAAUCUUCCAGAUCAACCCCGAAGAGAACGCGCAGCAUUUCAGGGAGCUUGUCUCAUUCGUUGCUCAGGUAGCACAAUGCUAUCCUAAAGAGACAUCGGAUUUUCCGUCUCAGAUCUCGACAUUGCUUCUUGAGAACUACGGGACACUGUCACCUGAUACCCGGAAGUCGCUCGUACAAAACUUGGUCAUGCUCCGCAACAAGAAUGUCAUAACAUCUAUCACUCUACUCCAGACACUCUUCCCUCUCCUUCCUCGCACCACUUCAUCUUCCCUACGAUCAUUCAUUCGCCGCACCAUUCUCUCGGACAUUCGCACUUCCAAUCUCCGUGCCAAGAAUCACAAGCUGAACCGUGCUGUCCAAGCCAUGCUCUUCGGAAUGGUCGAGCGAGGGAUGGAUGCCGAAGUUGUUGGGGACAAGGGCAAGCUCAGGGCUGCUGCCCGGCCGUCUGCUGCAGGGAGCAACGGUGAGGAGGCCAUGUGGGCAGUCGUCCUUACCAAGGAGCUUUGGCGGAAAGGCAUCUGGAACGAUGCGAAGACGGUAUCCAUCAUCGCGCUGGGCUGCUUCCACCCGGUGGUAAAAGUACAAAGCGCAUCUUUACACUUCUUCCUCGGGAGCGAUGAGGAAAAGGAGGAUAGUGACGAAGAGGAGGAAGAUCUUCCUGAUGUCAAGUCCCUCCAACAUCGACGCGAAAUCAACAAGAAGACUCGUAGCGGGGCCAAGAAGCUCGAGAAACAGAUCAAGACCAUCAAAUCUAAACAAAAGAAGAAAACCGACUCUUCCAACCCGAACUUCCCCGCUAUCCAGCUCCUCAACGACCCCCAGACAUUCGGCGAGAAGCUGUACGACCUUCUGAACAAGUACGACAAACGCUUCUCGCUCGACCACAAGAUCCUCAUCAUGCAGCUCCUCUCGCGCGUCAUGGGCGGCCACAAGCUCUGCGUGCUCGGCUUCUACACGUACAUCAUGAAGUACCUCACCUACCACCAGCUCCGCAUCCCCGCCAUCCUCGUUGCGCUCGCCCAGUCCGUGCACGAAUACACGCCCCCGGACGCGCUCACGCCCGUCGUGCGCAAGCUCGCGCAGGAGUUCGUGCACCCAGGUGUCGGCAGCGAGGUCAUCGCCGCGGGCAUCAACUCGAUACGCGAGGUUUGCAGGCGCCAGCCGUGGGCGAUGGAGGAGGACCUGCUGGGCGACUUGAUCGAGUACAGGAAGAGCCGCGACAAGGCCGUCACAGCCGCCGCGCGCGGUCUGCUCCAGCUGUUCCGUGAAGUCAACCCUGGGAUGCUCAAGAGGAGGGAGCGGGGCAAGGACGCUAGCAUGGGCAUGGCGAAGGGCAGUCAGCCGUUGCCGUUUGGCCAUAGUGCGGAAGCGGCUGUUGACAUCGAGGGGCUCGUGCUCCUCGAGGAUCACUUGAAGAAACUGCGAGAAGAGGAUGGCGCUGCUAGCGGUGACGAAGAUGAGGACGACGAGGCAGCAUGGGAGGGCUGGGAUGUUGAGUCGGACUCGUCGGAAGAAUCCUCGGAUGGAUGGCUCGAUGUGGACUCAGACAGCGACGAGGAUAUUGAGGUCAGCGACAGUGAAGAUGAGGACGGCAAUAAGUCCAAGAAGAGCAGAGAGAAGGGUAAAGGGAAGGCAAAGGCCGGAGAUGAUGACGAGGACGCAGAAAUGGAUGACGAGGAUGAGGGGAAGGAGGACGCAGCAGAAGAUGCCGUUAAACGGAUAUCCACCCUUGCGACAACGAAGAUUCUCACCCCUGCCGACUUCGCGAUGCUCAACGACCUGCGCAUCAAAGCCGCAUCAGAAGCCGUCGAGCGAGGAGGAGGUGGCUCCGCGAAGCGCAAACUCGCCACGCUCGAGUCACAGAAGAAAUCCCUUCUGGCCUCUGACGGAAACCUCGCAGACGCCUUCAUCUCAGAGAACGACAUUCUUGGACCUCGCAAGAAAGCCAAGGCGGACUACGCCGAGCGCAUAGCCUCGAUCGAGAAGGGUCGCGAGGGCCGCGAAAAGUAUGGUUCGCUCAAGGGCAAGAAGAACAAAGAGAGGCCGAGCAGCUCGACGAACCGCGAAAAGGCGCGAAACAAGCCUAUCAUGAUGAUCCUCGCGAGCGGAGCUGUCAAAGGGAAGAAGAAGGCGUCAUUGCGGCAAAAGCAGCAGAAGCUGCGGGCGCAUAUCGAGCGGGCGAAGAAGGCUCACUGA
Molecule: messenger RNA, 2319 nt
Organism: Dichomitus squalens LYAD-421 SS1
Lineage: Eukaryota; Fungi; Basidiomycota; Agaricomycetes; Polyporales; Polyporaceae
Product: SDA1-domain-containing protein
Exons: 8
Coding region: 1-2319 (772 amino acids)
Biological process (GO): ribosomal large subunit export from nucleus; ribosomal large subunit biogenesis
Cellular component (GO): nucleolus
Source: RefSeq, a predicted model, not a curated record